AUGUUCCUGCCACGGGAAGAUUCUUUUCCUGACAUCCACUUCAUCGCUGGCAGAGACUGGAACGACCUCAAUUAUGGAGUCUUCUUCGUGCAGGUAAGCGAAUGGAGCAUCAAAUUUCUUACACAAGUCGCCACGUUUCCGCAGUCGAGGCCAGACGUUGACACAACUGAAGACAUCGACAUAGACGCAAUGUGGUGGGUCCUUGAUCAACCGGAGAAUCAAGACCAUGUAGCCUACCAACCGCGGAGUUGGUACAACGGGUAUGACCUAGGAGAUCAAGGGAUAUCUGAGAUUUACGAGGGCGAUAUGCAGGUACAUCUCGUUGGCGUGGACGGCGAACCACGGAAAGAAGCCGCAGUACAUUGGUGGCUUUCCAAGAUCGAAAAGUCGCCACAAAAGAUGCAUAUGCCACUCGCAGCUUCAGGAUAUCCAGAGAAAGUUCAGAUGUUCUGGGAGGUUCUGAAAACAGCGAAGGAGCUGUUGCAGCAAUCCCACAAAAGGGCGUACAAAUUGAGACUGAGUUCUAAUGAGGUGAAAGUUGCGGAGGAGGAGCUGCAGAAUUUCAUUCGCUUUGCCGCGUUUGACAUAGAGGGAAUGAUAAACGCUAUGGUCACGCUGCAAAAGGCCUACGACGAUACAGAAAUCCAGAUUGCGGAGGACCAUCAAACUUCGAUGGUCGCGGCUAUUGCCCUCAGUGAUGCAGAACUGACUUCUUGA
Messenger RNA from Letharia lupina, 717 nucleotides. RefSeq lists its product as uncharacterized. The transcript has a single exon. NCBI's taxonomy places the organism in Eukaryota, Fungi, Ascomycota, Lecanoromycetes, Lecanorales, Parmeliaceae. Gene Ontology annotation, biological process: protein N-linked glycosylation. Gene Ontology annotation, cellular component: Golgi membrane. Gene Ontology annotation, molecular function: glycosyltransferase activity. The record is from RefSeq and is a predicted model, not a curated record. The coding region runs from base 1 to 717 and encodes 238 amino acids.